AUGUGGGUGGAUGGGACCAUGCUGAAGCGGGAGAUGAAGCCAGAAACUGACAGACCACGGAAAGUCCGAUUUCGGAUAGCAUCAUCUCACAGUGGCAGAGUUCUGAGGGAGGUGUAUGAAGAUGGACGGCCAGCAGGCUCUCUGGAUUCUGAAUGUGCCAGUAUCUGUGGCAUAGAUGGGCUCAGUGAGUCUGAUGGACAGCAGAACGGCCACAUAGGAUCAGAAGGUGAUGAACAGGAGAAUGACCAGGAUAACUUACUGGUGUUAGCAAGGGCAGCCAGCGAGAAGGGGUUUGGGACAAGAAGAGUCAACAUUUUAAGCAAGAAUGGCACAGUCAGAGGUGUUAAAUAUAAAGUCAGUGCUGGACAAGCUCUAUUUAACAAUUUGACCAAAGUAUUACAGCAACCAUCAACUGAGCUGGAAUUUGACCGGGUAGUGAUUUAUACCACUUGCCUUCGUGUGGUACGGACAACCUUUGAAAGGUGUGAACUGGUUAGAAAGAUCUUCCAGAACCAUCGAGUCAAAUUUGAAGAGAAAAACAUUGCUCUGAAUGGCGACUAUGGAAAAGAGUUAGAUGAACGAUGCCGGCGGGUUUCUGAAGCUCCUUCCCUCCCUGUCGUGUUCAUUGAUGGCCAUUAUCUAGGGGGUGCUGAGAAAAUUUUGUCAAUGAACGAAUCAGGAGAACUGCAAGACCUCUUAACCAAAAUUGAGAGAGUGCAGCAUCCACACGAGUGUCCCUCCUGUGGAGGCUUUGGCUUUCUUCCGUGCUCUGUCUGCCAUGGGAGCAAGAUGUCAGUGUUUCGAAACUGCUUUACAGACUCUUUCAAGGCCCUGAAGUGCACGGCUUGCAACGAGAAUGGUCUUCAGCGCUGUAAGAGCUGUUUGGGUUAG
Molecule: messenger RNA, 891 nt
Organism: Budorcas taxicolor (takin)
Lineage: Eukaryota; Metazoa; Chordata; Mammalia; Artiodactyla; Bovidae
Gene: GRXCR1
Product: glutaredoxin and cysteine rich domain containing 1
Exons: 4
Coding region: 1-891 (296 amino acids)
Biological process (GO): inner ear receptor cell stereocilium organization; sensory perception of sound
Cellular component (GO): stereocilium; kinocilium
Source: RefSeq, a predicted model, not a curated record